AUGUCUUAUAGUAAACCAGUUAAUAAUAAAACAAAUAAUAAUAAUAACAAUUUGGUGGGAAAUUUGAUACAUAUUGUCAAUGACCUACAGGACAAACUCAAUCCGUUGGGCGUCAAAAGUCUAUCACUAGAUUUACCGCAAAUUGUGGUCAUCGGUGGCCAGUCGUCGGGUAAGUCAAGUGUAUUGGAAAAUAUUGUUGGCCAAGAUUUUCUGCCCCGUGGUUCCGGUAUUGUCACCCGACGGCCAUUGGUUUUACAGUUAAUUAAAAAUAAUAGUUCAGAUGAAGUUUACGGUAUUUUCAGUCAUCAGCCAAACAAACGGUACAAUGAAUUUCAUAAGAUCAGGGAUGAGAUUGUCAGAGACACCGAUAAAGUGGUGUCCAGUAGUGUCGGUAUAUCCGAUAAACCCAUAAAAUUGAAAAUCUAUUCACCAAAACUGUUGGACCUAUCGCUGGUAGACUUACCAGGUAUAGCACGGGUACCAGUAGGUGAUCAGCCCCAGGAUAUUGAAAAGUUAACCAAAGACCUGUCACUCAAAUAUAUUUCAAAUGAAAACAGUUUGAUUUUGGCGGUAACGGCAGCUAAUCAGGAUUUGGCCGUAUCGGACGCCCUAACACUGGCCCGACAAGUGGACCCGGAAGGUAACCGUACAAUCGGUGUACUAACCAAACUGGAUCUAACCGACGACAAGGCAAUGGCCCGCCAGAUACUGACCGGCAAACACCAGAUAAACUUGAAACGCGGUUUCAUUGGUGUCAUCAAUCGAUCGCAGGCCGAAAUAGACGACGACACCGACAUCGAUAGUGCACUGGAAAAGGAACGGCAGUUUUUCCGGCGCGAGGAACAGUUUCGCGAUAUGGCCGACCGUAUGGGUAUACCCUAUUUGCAUCAGGAACUACAGCGUGUACUCAAACGACACAUUGCCCAACGCCUGCCGCCGCUGAUGGAUCAGUUUGAUUCACGUGUACACGAAAUCAACGAACAAUUAGAUCGGAUGCAAACACCGAUCGAAGAUAAGGACAAAUCGGAGAUAUUGUCGAAAUCUAUUAAACAAUUUGAACGCGAGUUUGAGAUAGUAGUCGGCGGUAAACGAUGGGAAACUGUCAACAAUAAGCUGAGUCGUGGUGUGAAAAUCAAUCGCCUAAUGAACGAUAAGUACGCGCGCGAUAUCGAGUCGCACGUGUAUAACGAACAGGAGAUGCGUCGGGAUAUUGUUGUUGCCAUUGAAAAUACUUUCGGUGCCCGAACCGGACUGUUUGUAUCGGAUCCGCCGUUUAUACAGUGUGUGCGAACACAGAUCGACCGAUAUACCCGUCCGUCAAUCGAUUGCGUCGAAUGGGUUACCGAAGAGCUUAAACUGAUUGUCAGAGACUGUCUGAACAAAAUCGAUAGAUAUCCACAAAUGGCGUCAAUAUUUUUAGAGGAAACCCUGGAUUUUAUUUGCAAAGCUAAUCGCGAGUGUAAAAACUAUGUCCGGCAUUUUAUUGAUGAGGAAAAAAUUAUGAAUGUCAACAAUGAUGAUUUUGUUCAAAUGACCAGAUCCGAUGUUUUAACAUUGAUAUCGGUCCAGAAAACUAAACCGGGUCAAAAUAAUAAUAAUCAACAACAAACUACCAUGGUUAACGGUAACAACAGUGCAUAUGUUGGUGAUGGUGCCGACACCAUCAGCGAUCUGGGACUGGACCAGUGCUCAAACUAUAUGGACAGUCAGAUCGAUGAAGUCAAAAGCAAAGUUGAUUCCUAUAUAUUGAUAUUGAAGAAAACGUUCAAGGAUCGUCUACCGAAAAUUUGCAUACUAGAGCUCAUCGACCAGACUACUGAUUUCAUAUCUACCCGACUGUCCGAUCAAAUACGUGAUAAAUACCAGACCAUCGAUGACAUACUGGGCCGCGACGCCAAUGAAGAGCUGAGACGCGAUUUGGAGACACAACACAAACAAUACAAAGAGGCCAUCGAUAUCAUCAAUAAAUGCCAACACACGGCAUAAAUCAAUAAAUUAAUAAAUUUGUAAUUUUUUAU
This is a messenger RNA of Oppia nitens, 2018 nucleotides long. Its product is annotated as dynamin-1-like. The transcript has 7 exons. NCBI's taxonomy places the organism in Eukaryota, Metazoa, Arthropoda, Arachnida, Sarcoptiformes, Oppiidae. Gene Ontology annotation, molecular function: GTPase activity; GTP binding; microtubule binding. The coding region runs from base 1 to 1986 and encodes 661 amino acids. Gene Ontology annotation, cellular component: membrane; microtubule; cytoplasm. The record is from RefSeq and is a predicted model, not a curated record.